Pyricularia oryzae 70-15 is the source of this 879-nucleotide messenger RNA. RefSeq lists its product as uncharacterized. The record is from RefSeq and is a predicted model, not a curated record. The transcript has a single exon. Lineage: Eukaryota; Fungi; Ascomycota; Sordariomycetes; Magnaporthales; Pyriculariaceae. The coding region runs from base 1 to 879 and encodes 292 amino acids.
AUGGCGGACAGGGAGGAAUGCGAAAGGAUAGGGUGGGUAUUGUUGGAUCUGCACUACCGGGCAGUCAACGACCAAUUUCCCGAAGCGAGAGCUACCACGUACUUGGACGAGUUGCAUCUUCCCGACAACGACGACCCAUACAGGGCUCUUGUUUUCCCUAAACUUGAGAUUUCCUUCAGAGAUGAUGAGCCCAGAGAUGAUGACAACCCAUACUCGAUUGUAGUGCGAAACAACAACACCUGGCACCGUGUCGAACGUGACCUUUUCCAUACCAUCUUGGAAUUCUCCCGCGCCGAAAUCGGCAUCGAGCUCGCCCUAGAUGUGGCCAAAGCUGCAGUAAUCCAUUCCCGAGAUGCAGAAGUAGAUAUGUGGGGCAACAGGAUUGCCGACCUUCUCGUGGACCAGAUGGGCGAGUUUCUGGCAGUUACUUGGAUGGAUAAAUCAUGGGACCUGGCGCGCAACAGAGGGUCAGGACAAGACGCCGACCCGCGCACGAUGCCCAUGAACGAAUUGAUCUUCCAGACUUUUCGAGAGCUCGUGGGAUCGGACCGAGAAGUUGGAGUGAGCACAACAUGCAACCUCAAAGGCAUAUUCGUCAUAGCGAUCAAAAACGAAGAGUUCAGCGACAUUGUCGAAGCCCACUACGACAGGGCCGAGUUGGGAUUCCAGGGCAAGUCGUUUGGGAUUGGAGUGCCCGACGAGCAGGAGGGUCUAUACCAGCUUUUGGGAACGAGGGUGCUCGCGGUUUUCGCUCGGUUCCUCAUCAACCACCACGGCGCCACGGGCAACAGGUCCAUUUGUCAAGUCACCGUCAGACCAUCAUCUUUGGGGGAUGACCAUUGGAAUGUGCUAAUCACGAUGGGCAGGAGACCGAAAUGA